GAGUGCGCGUUAAUAGAGAUGUUCGACGAUUUAGCAGGCAAUAUUAAAAUUUAUUACGCCAAUUUGACCUGGUUCUACACGUUCAGCAUGAUCAUCUCGUGCUUGGCUGUUGGCAUUAACUUUUGGGGGCGUUUUUUUUUCGACAAAAAGCAGAAGGCAGUAAAAAAUAGUGACUAUGAUGUGAAGACGGGAUCUGAGGCAGAGCUUUGCAGUUUGCAAACUCAGUACAAACUGGCGAAACAAAAAUUGGCUGAGAAACACCUUACGCCGGAGCAACGUUCAAUAGAGAAAGAAGCUGAGGCACAGCAGUUAGCGGCCAUCCUAAAGCUGCUCCAAGAACAGAGCGAUACCUUCCAAGUAUCUUCAAUGGAGCAGCUUGAAGAUCAGCUCAGGCUGUACAGGAAUUAGUGAGAUAAACAAAUUAUUCGCAUCACCGAUUGAGAAGCACAAACAAAAAAUUUGACGGUUUGAUAAUGUAAUUUUUGUAACGUCUACGUGUGUGUUUGUAUAUAGGUAAAGUAAAAAAAUGUUCAUUUUUAAAAUUCCUAAAAUAUUUUCAAAACGUUUUCAAAAUUUGCUAUACAAAUUCUAUGCGUAAGAUCGUAGAUUUUUCAAGAGGCCUUUUUUACGAUGUGCAAUAUUUCAUGAUCUAAAUCAUAAUUUAUAUAAUGCAUGUAUUGUACAAUAUUAUUAUUCAAUCUGGGAUAUAUAACAAUUAGUCAAAUAUGUGGUUGUGAUUAAAUAUUAGGGCUUAGUUAUUCUGUCUAUACAUUAUACUGAUU
Molecule: messenger RNA, 782 nt
Organism: Diprion similis
Lineage: Eukaryota; Metazoa; Arthropoda; Insecta; Hymenoptera; Diprionidae
Exons: 3
Coding region: 19-408 (129 amino acids)
Source: RefSeq, a predicted model, not a curated record